Messenger RNA from Acytostelium subglobosum LB1, 2139 nucleotides. RefSeq lists its product as hypothetical. The record is from RefSeq and is a predicted model, not a curated record. NCBI's taxonomy places the organism in Eukaryota, Evosea, Eumycetozoa, Acytosteliales, Acytosteliaceae. The coding region runs from base 1 to 2139 and encodes 712 amino acids. The transcript is spliced from 2 exons.
AUGGAGCAGCCACAAGUUAAGGAUGGCGCGACAACUACUGUGGAUGGAAGACCAAAGAAGGCUCAUAAGGAUGGAAGACCAUCCACACUCAGACGAACAAUAAGCACAAAGAUACAAUCAUUCGCCACACUAAGGAAGCAAUCCUCUUCAUCAACUUCACAGUCAGCCACCAACAAAGCUGGUCCACCACCAGUUGAGCAACAACCAGUCAACUCUCACUCGACACUCAAGCGCACUUAUGGUCGCUCCAAUACACUCCAGACAUCAAUGUCCUCCUACGACCUAUUUAGUGACCCGUCCUCACCUUCAACAAAUAACAACAAUACAUUGAAUAGACGUAGUAUCCGACUAACACAACAGAUGCGCCUGGAAGAGGUCACCAAGCUGUAUGCCCCACUGUCUGGAUCCGAGUACCUGUCCAGCUCGUCCACCGAUGAGAUGAUGUAUAUGCCACCACAGUCCAUGAAGCAGAUGCCCAGCAAGAUGCUGUUGUCGUCUUCUCAUACAAUGUCAUCUUCAUAUCUUGUGUCCUCCAGUGUCCAAUGCCCAUCGAUUUUUGCCGCUGCAAUGGAUAAGGACAAGGAGAAGGAGAAGGAUUCCCCCAUCAGCUCGCCCUCCAGUAGUCCAGUGUUGACGCCGGCCAAGAGUGUCAUGGCUUCAGUCCCACAACUCAAUCGUUUCAGCUUGUCGGCCUCACCAGUUCAGGUUCGCAAGUCGCCUCCACCAAUGACAAUGAUGGUUCGCGAUGAUUCAUUGGCGUCCACUCCAGUGUCUUCAUCACUCACUGGUGGCACUCAUCCAGACGAUCUUACAUUCAUCAAGUUUGGCGUCAUCAACAACUGUCAGUUCAUUUCCAAUCGAAUGGCUGAAUACCUCCAGAUCAUCAAGUCGCUACCAGACAUGUUCAUGCUGAGUCAUGAUAUAUUAUCGACAGAGUAUGAAUACCUGAUCAAGGACACCCGGACAAUUAUCAAUAUUUUGGAGCCAUUGAUGCAGCGUGGCCAUAGUGGUAGCUUCAUUGGACAGCAUCCAGCACAUGGUGUGGUGCUGACUGAGGCCAUCGUCCAAUCAAUCACAUCGAUCACACAAUGUAUUCAACGAGUGGAUAGCGAGUUGAAGCGAAGCAAUGUGUCGGAGAAGCGUGUCAACCUGCUCACAAUGUUCAUCACCGCUGUUAAAUACUACUUGGAGUCUGGCGAGGUCUUGGACGUGCCCAAGUCUAUCGACUUACAACUUGGCAACUCAACAGGUGAGCUUGAGACCAUCUCAGCAUCCAAAGACUACGACAAUGACUACAUUUACAAAUCAGGCUACCUUGUCAAAAAGGGUACCAAAGGUCCACUGAUCGUCUGGAAGAAUCAAUGGUUCGUCCUAACAGUUGACCGACUAUCAAUAUAUUCGAACGAGAGUAAGACAAAGUGUAAACCAAAGAAGGAGAUAAUGUUAAGCAAUAUAGUAUCGAUCGAGCCAACUACAAAGUAUGACAAUAAGAACUGUUAUAUUCUAAAGUUGAAGAGUCCAAAGUCAAAGCUGGUGAUCAAGGCAAAGACUGAAAAGGAAGGUGCUCAUUGGAUGUUGGCAAUCGACGGACUUCCGCGCAAGAACUUUGAGACCAAUCAAUCAUGCAUCAACCUCUACAUCAAGGACACACUACUCGAGACCAUCAGUAGCAACAUGUCCAACAACAGCGUAUCCAACACAGACCAACCCAUGUCGGGAGGAGUAAUCAGAUGUAGCAAGGGCGAGGAAUGGAUUUAUCGUGGGGAUGGCGAGUUGUACAACUCGGUCGACCUGGAUCACGGUGGAGCCAAGGCCAAACAAGUGCGCUACAAGUGGAACGGACAGCAGUUUGUCCCAUCAAAGGAGUGCAUGAAGAGCUAUGGCAAUGGAAAGUGGAAUGGUGUGCGUCUUGGCUGGUACUUCAACAACACGCUCACUCAGAAGUAUCUGUGGCGCCAAGAGUCCAACGAGUACAUCAACAACCAGAGCGACGCACUGUCCUACAUGUGGACAUCACCUCAAGCGCUGCAGUGCAAGCGAGGUGGUGCCUCACAGUGGUAUGUGGAGGGCAAUGUUCCACCAACCGUAGUCAUGUUCCUCCAGUGUCUUCGUCAAUGCCGAUUGUCACAUCUCCAAUAA